This is a messenger RNA of Sabethes cyaneus, 838 nucleotides long. RefSeq lists its product as uncharacterized. Bases 68 to 658 code for a protein of 196 amino acids. Gene Ontology annotation, cellular component: nucleus. The transcript has 2 exons. Gene Ontology annotation, molecular function: zinc ion binding. NCBI's taxonomy places the organism in Eukaryota, Metazoa, Arthropoda, Insecta, Diptera, Culicidae. The record is from RefSeq and is a predicted model, not a curated record.
AUAAGUUUGAGAAUUGUGUCAGUAAAUCACUUUUGAUAUAUUUAUUUAAUCAACAUUUGUCGCUUAUAUGGGUAGUCUUGAGGAAGCAUGCAUUACUGGAUUUCUGUGCAGAUUAUGCUCGCAAAUUCAUCGUUCUGUGAUUUUUAUUUACGGAGCGGAAGGAAACGAACAUGAACUAGAACAAAAGAUCAACAAUUAUCUACCAGUUAAAAUAGCUCCGACUGACCCACUGCCAAAAACAGUUUGCGAAAUAUGUAUGAAUAAAGUUAUUGAACAUCACGGUAUGAUGAAAAAAAUUUUGGAAACACAAAAGAAGUUCACUCGGAUGCGAGAAGAAGAGAUGCUUUUACGGCAACAGUUAAAUAGGAGUAAUGCAUCUCAACAAAACAGUAACAACCCUAUGCUCAGUACUGGCGGUAAUAGCAGCAGAAAUACGAAUAAUCCAUCUACUACAUCAGAGGUGACAUCUGCGGCUACUAGUAGCAGAACUAGUUCGUCACCAGCCGUAAGUCCCAUUAUGAAUCGUAGGAUCACUAGAUAUGCAUUACGUAUACAUCGUCAACUGAACAACGAUGCUGAAAACACGGAACACAAUGAGAGUAGCUCACCGUCUUCGACGGAUGACGAAAGCGAUAGUGGUAGUGCUGACGAAAAUUAACCAGUUAAAUUAUAUUGCAAAUAUUGGUUUGAGCAGCAAAAAUAAUCGGUUAUGGUAAAUAGUAUGAUGAGCCGUAUUCUUUUUCUUUUUUUGAAAAAAAUUACUCGUAAUAGUGUUUAAUCGGAACAUUACACUUGUUCCGCCUAAGGUAAUGUGACUCAUUGCAAUUGAUAAUACUAG